This is a messenger RNA of Oxyura jamaicensis (ruddy duck), 729 nucleotides long. It is a transcript of the gene DHPS, whose product is annotated as deoxyhypusine synthase. Lineage: Eukaryota; Metazoa; Chordata; Aves; Anseriformes; Anatidae. The annotation marks the transcript as partial. The transcript has 6 exons. Gene Ontology annotation, biological process: peptidyl-hypusine biosynthetic process. Gene Ontology annotation, cellular component: cytoplasm. The record is from RefSeq and is a predicted model, not a curated record. Gene Ontology annotation, molecular function: deoxyhypusine synthase activity.
CGGCCAGGGCCUCACCGCCCCCCCUGUCCCCCCCCGGUGUCCCCCCCCGGUGUCCCCCCCCCGCAGAUCGCGGCGAAGCUGGAGCCGCUGAGCGAGGAGGAGCGGGGCCGCGCCGAGCUGGGCGGCUGCCCGCGGGCGCCGUCGGGGUGCACCAUCUUCCUGGGCUUCACCUCCAACCUCAUCAGCUCCGGCGUCCGCGAGACCAUCCGCUACCUGGUGCAGCACGGCAUGGUGGACGUGCUGGUGACGACAGCCGGGGGGGUGGAGGAGGACCUCAUCAAGUGCCUGGCGCCCACCUACAUCGGGGACUUCAGCCUGCGGGGCCGGGACCUGCGCCAGAACGGCAUCAACAGGAUCGGGAACCUGCUGGUGCCCAACGACAACUACUGCAAGUUCGAGGACUGGCUGAUGCCCAUCCUGGAGCAGAUGGUGGACGAGCAGGAGACGCAGGGCGUGAGGUGGACGCCGUCGCGGAUGAUUGCGCGGCUGGGCAAGGAGAUCAACAACCCCGAGUCGGUGUGCUACUGGGCACAGAAGAACAAGAUCCCGGUGCUGAGCCCGGCGCUGACGGACGGCUCGCUGGGGGACAUGAUCUUCUUCCACUCCUACAAGCGCCCGGGGCUGGUGCUGGACAUCGUGGAGGAUCUGCGGCUCAUCAACACGCAGGCCAUCUUCGCCAGGAAGACCGGGAUGAUCAUCCUGGGCGGGGGGCUGGUGAAGCACCACAUC